Molecule: messenger RNA, 3810 nt
Organism: Bombina bombina (fire-bellied toad)
Lineage: Eukaryota; Metazoa; Chordata; Amphibia; Anura; Bombinatoridae
Exons: 2
Coding region: 180-1955 (591 amino acids)
Biological process (GO): DNA recombination; DNA integration
Molecular function (GO): DNA binding
Source: RefSeq, a predicted model, not a curated record
GGUUAUCAGUGGGGGGUCGGAGGGGCAUUAGCAGUGCAAGCAAACAGCGCAAGCGAACAGCACAUUUGAACGUUAAUCCUCAGGGGCAUCAAAGGGGUCGCUCCAUCAUAAGAGGUAGUACCAGGCAGAUAGCCAGUGAUAGGGGUAGGGGGACACGCAGAGUUAACCCUUCCAGGGCAAUGAGGCCAUUACAGUUUUUACAAAUGGGAGAUAACGCAAAUGCUGUUCAGCAGGCCGCUCCCGAUAUUAUUAACCCACACAGGGCUGAUAGUGGUUUAGUACAAGCGGCCGCUCAGCCGCAUGAUAUUGUCAUUAAUACACAUAUGUCUGAUAAUAGUCUGCAUGUGAAUCAAGGCAAUGAUCGCAGUAUGCAUGUGAAUCAAAACAUUGAGCAUCAUUUACCGUCUCAUCAUUUACCACCCCCCAUUGGUGUGAAUGCGGUUUUGAAUGGUGUGAACGUACAAGCAGCAACUCAGGGAUAUAAUACACCCCUGGUUGGCAUACAUAAUGCAAAUGUGCAAUCUUUAGGCCAGCUACAACAUCCCAUUAUGUUAGGCAUACAAGGAGUACAACCCCUUGCUCAGGGUAUCCACUCCCCCAUUGCAGCCACGCAGGGCGCUCAUGCACACUCAUUAAACCAUGCACAAUCAAUAAGCCAGGCAAGCCAUAACCCUAUUGUAGACCAGCAGGGUGUGAAUGCUCAGACAUCUGCGAAUGGACAGUCAGCGAGUCAGGGGUUUCAUACACCGCUUCAUAUAGCUCAUCCACCCCUUGCUACUGAUAAUCCAGACACAUCCAUUGGGCAAAGUGCUCGCCAAAUUCUUUCUCUUUUGCAGGGGGCAAUUGGAUCACAAAGUGCAGAAAAAACACGGACCAACACUGCCACAGUCAUGAGUGGGGCGGAUGCAGGAGUAGCAGGCAGCAUUACAGCAGGAGCAGCAGCCACCACUUCCACUGCACAGCAAGGGUCUUCAGGACUCGCCCUCCAAAACCAGCAAGCAGGCCAGCCCGUUUCCAGCAUGGGUCAGGGACCUCCUGCCAUUAGUCACGCUCGUCCUUCCUGGAUAGCCUUACUGCCGUUGGUCCGCUCCUCCUUAGCACCAUCCACUUGGCACGCCUAUGCCCGCAUGUGGUCUGAAUGGGACAAUUUCUGUGCGUCCAGGGGAGCCGACGCUGCUCAGGGGUCUAGGGACAACUUACAUGAUUGGCUGGUGAGUUUGCAUGCCGCUGGGGCCCGUCAGGGGGCAAUACAAUCCAAAUUGGCCGCCCUCUCAUUUUUCUAUAGGGCAUUAGCCAUUCCUGACCCAACCAAUUCCUUUUUUAUUAGGCAGGUGAUCAAGGGUUGGGGCAGAUCGCAGCAGCGGAAAAUAGACACGCGCGAACCCAUCACCCGCGACCGCCUGGAGCGAUUGCUCUUGGCGCUCGACGUGGUCUGUAGAUCAGAUUUUGAAGCCCUACUCUUCAAAACUGCGUUUAAUCUGGCCUUUGCCGCCGCUCUUAGAGUUAGCGAGGUAGUAGCACCCUCCAAGCAGGCGUCAGGGGCAGGUAUACAACUGCAACAUGUUAGAGCUGCCCCUGAUUCCUUACUUCUUUUUCUGCCGCGAUCAAAGACAGAUCAGGAGGGUAAGGGAACCUGGAUCCCCGUUCACCCUCAGGUGAACAGCGCAUGCUGCCCGGUUAACUGCGUUAACCUUUACCUGGCUCAAAGGCCGCCUGGCCCGGGGCAAUUCCUGGUCCAUGCGGACGGCAGAUCCCUUUCCAAAUUUCAGUUCGGUAGGGUCCUAAAAUUGGCGGCAGUCCAGGCGGGGCUGGACGCUAGCAGACUCGCCCCGCACUCUUUUCGCAUAGGGGCCGCGACUAACGCUGCGCAAGCGGGCUCCUCGUGCGAGGACAUAAAACGUAUUGGGCGUUGGCGGUCCAAUUGUUUCAGAACCUAUGUCCGUCCAAUUGUUUAAUGUUUAGUUGUUAAUUCAGGAUACUAAACUGUUUGUCUCCACAGGCACUACCCCCGGGGUGAAGCGAAUCUGGAUUGUGGGCCACUCCUUUGUCCACUGGGCCUCCCUACGCUGUGCGUCCCUCCCAUUUGGCCAAUCCCUAGGUCUCCCUCCCAACAAGGCAUCCGUUAGGUGGUUGGGUGAUAGGGGGAUGUGCUGGCCCCAAUUAGCAGGAACCAUAUCUGAGGCCCUGGUACGCUGGGGGAAGCCUCACAUUAUUAUUCUUCACCUAGGGGGUAACGAUGUGGGGGCCAUACCAGUUUUACAGUUGAUUAAGGUUAUGCAGGCAGACAUUGGGUGGCUAAGAGUACGCAUCCCGGGGGUCAUGAUAGGGUGGUCCCAUAUAAUACCCCGUCUCCACUGGAGGCAUAUGUCGGCCCAUACGGCGGCAUACCGGGUUAGGAAGAAGAUCAAUGCGUCUGUAGCAAAAACCGUCACUGGGUCAGGUGGCUUCGUGGUACGGCACGAAGCCAUUUCGGCUGAUAGAACCGAGCUAUAUAGAAGGGAUAAAGUUCACCUUUCAGAUGUGGGGCUGGAUUUAUUCAUAGGGGACAUUCAGAGAGCUCUGUUACCCCUCCUGUAAAUCGGGUCGUGGGUUGGCGGCAAGGGUACCAUUAAAAUGCUUCCUUGUGGCGGGAGAUCCUCGGUCCGGUUGCGCAGGAGAAGGUCGCUAGGGGUGAGUGAUGGCCAGACUUCCGGGGAGGGGGGUAGGCCCUCACGUGCACGUGACGGUAACCCUCCUUCCUCCCUUUUUGAGGGAUGGUCACGUGAUCUCUGCAACCCCUCAGCGUCAUCUCCUUAGGGCAGAGACCCCUCUGCUGCUGUUCCCGUUGGGCCGGUGAUCUCCUGCUGUUCUGGGUAGCUGAUCUCUAUGCCGCCAUAUAUAUUUUCAGUUCUAUCAGUUCUAUCUAGUUUGUUAGGUUAAUAAAAUUUUAUGGCCUGUGACGGUCACAAAAUUUUCCCAUAAAAAGUUUGUCUGUGGUUAUUUCGCACUACAUUCUCAUGUACAUAGUUAUUUAAUUAAGUUAUGUUAAAUCCUCUCCUCUGUGAAGAAGGAUCCGGUAAGCAUUUAAUCCCUUAAUGCAGUGUAGGGCUUAGUAUAAGCCUGGAGCAGUCUAAGGGUUAAGGCUGUAGGAGAGUGGGUUAGAAGAGAGAGGGAAGGUGCUGGGUGCAACAUUGUUGCAAUUUAGGGUAGGCCCCUCCUUACCAGUAGAUAAGCCAAGUUCUCCCUUGCAACUUCCUCUUCUUCUCCGGAUCCUGGCUGAAGCAGUUUUUUCCCCUCCCUCCCUUCCCCUUUUGUAAUGUUUUAAUGAUGUUGUAUUUUCGACGGCACCUUAAUGGCAGGGCUAUGGCUACUCACCCUAGGCCCAAUAAGCCAUUACUGUAGGAUAUGGAUCUCCUCUCCCUGUUAUGCGGUUUACACGGCUUGGUAACAGGGAAUCCUUAUCUAGGUGGAAGAUCUUCUUUUCACCCUGGCGGCGGGAGAUCCUCGGUCCGGUUGCGCAGGAGAAGGUCGCUAGGGGUGAGUGAUGGCCAGACUUCCGGGGAGGGGGGUAGGCCCUCACGUGCACGUGACGGUAACCCUCCUUCCUCCCUUUUUGAGGGAUGGUCACAUGAUCUCUGCAACCCCUCAGCGUCAUCUCCUUAGGGCAGAGACCCCUCUGCUGCUGUUCCCGUUGGGCCGGUGAUCUCCUGCUGUUCUGGGUAGCUGAUCUCUAUGCCGCCAUAUAUAUUUUCAGUUCUAUCAGUUCUAUCUAGUUUGUUAGGUUAAUAAAAUUUUAUGGCCUGUGACGGUCACAAAAUUUUCCCAUAAAAA